GGACAAGUGAGCGCUCUGGAGCCUGUCUUUAGUUUUGACGAACCUGUGGUCGCUGUUCUCACGUAGAAAGUGAAUAGGUGUAUCUUGAUCGCAGCCAACAUAACGUUGACUGCUGGUUUUUUCUCCUUUUACUACAGGUAAAACUGUGUAUGCCACAUACACGCAUCUUUAAACCAUGCGCAUGUUUGCACAGAAGGAAAGAAAUCUUACCAGAAGUGGUCCAGUGUAUGAGGCGACACACCGUCUCAACAUUACAGGCACAGAGGACUACAUUUCCAGCAGGCCUGUCGUACUAGGGGCACUGGAGCACAGAAGGCAUUCAGCUCCCCCUGCAAUUUUCAUCACUUCCCCGGAAGAGACGGAAAUUGCCAUGGCUAUGGACUCCUCCAGACACCGCACCAGGGCCUCCGAGGUCUACAACUCUUUCACGGACGAAGAACAUAAUUUGAGGUACCGUCAUCAGUACGACCCCUCGGUUGGGUACGUCGACGAUGGGCUGGAUGUCGUUGAAGAGAGCGACGAUGACGAUGGGUGGACUCCCGUUGGGGAGGUCACAUUCCGCAUGGAGAGGUCUCCAAAGAAGACCAAAGUACCAGGGAGCCCCAAGAUGCCUAGAAUCCCUCCGAUGGGUCUUCCAAGAAUGUCGCCUAAGAAGACGUCAGCAGCUAGUUCUCCCAAAGUUACGCCUAAGGAGAGAUCUCCCGCUGCUUCUCCCAAGAGAACAUUCAGAGAUAGGUCACCCUUCAGUUCUCCCAAGGGGUCACCCAAGAAGACUCUUACCAAGGCAAAAAUAGAAUCGCCCAAGAGACCAGUGACUGGAUCGAAGAAAAUUUUACCGGAAAUUGUUGAAUCCAAUGUGCUGCAAUACCGCCCAGUAUACCAAGCUCAAAUUCUCAGCAACGAAAAUUUAGUGCCUAAACCCUACGUCCCGAGGUACACAGGAAACAUCACUGCUCGUCCUUAUUAUAAGCCUCCGGUGGCUUCGCCGCGCACAAUCCUUCCACAGAAGGAGAAUGCCUUCGCUAUAUCAGACAUUGACAGUGAAGUAAGUAAACCAACAAAAGAAUCAAAAGACAAGAGAGGCAAAGUGAAGAAAUCGCUAAAGCCCACAAAAGAGAGGGAUUAUGAUAUGUAUAAUGCAGAGAUGAAAUUGCGUUCCUCACUGACUGAUAUAAAAAAUUCGAUUGAGGCGACUUUAGCAGCUGAUAAACAAAUGGCAAAAGUUAGCAACAUUGACGACCUGCUUCAUAGUAGCCAAAAGGAUUGUGUAAAUCAUACCAAACCAGGUUCUCCUGGGUUGUUUGGCAAAAACAGUCCCAGUGAAGAACCAGCUGACAAUAAGAAAAAUGGUGUAAAUGAAGUCUCUUCUUUCUCAUCUCUGGAUUCUCUAGAAUCUGAGGGGCCGUGCAGCUCCCAUUCAGAGCUUAGCGCAGAGGAAACAUUUGCGUUAAGUGUUCUUGACGCAGCUGUCGAUAAUUCAAGUUCAGAGUCGUUUUAUAACUGUACAAAUAAACCUUUCAAUUCCUACAAUGAGCUCGAGAUGAUGAAAGAAAGAUCUAUGGAUCAUCAUUCGAAAGAUAUUAAGCCUCAGGUAUGUGACUCCCCUGAGAAAAUGGCUGCCACUGAAAAUUCAGUCGAUAUCGAUGAAGCUGUAAGUCAUGUGCCAGAUGGUCCAUCUGUCGCAGCAGCAGCUGCAGCAGCAAUAGACGAACGAAGCGUGGCAAGUGGAAAUACUCUCAGUAGAGACUCCCUAGAUGGGUUUCUAUGUGAUGACAUGAAAAGUCUAAGAAACUUUGUUGCGCAACAGAGUUUGGACCUGAAUGACGCCCAGCAAAUUGUCGAGGAAAACGAGAAGAUAGAAAAAGACGCACUGAAAGUGCACCGAGAAGAGAAACACAGAAGAAACCCCAGUGAAGAAAGCAUUAACUUCACUUUCGAGGAGGUCGACGAUUCUCAGGAUUAUGGCAUCGACCCUCCUGAAAUUUGUGAGAACAUCUCUGAUGAGAAAAAGUCGAAUAAGAAACCCCCGCUGCCGCUGUUCAGUAGAUUUACUCAGAAGGUGUCUGACAAGAACAAAGAGAAUGAAGAGAAGAGUAAAACCAGUCCUUUCAACCCUCGAAAAAUGCUGUUUUUCGGAAACAAAGAUAAGAAAUCGGAGGGGAAAAGUAAGGGAGAUGCUACCAAAACUGAAGGGUGGACAAACGAGGCCAUCGAAGAUUAUAUUCUGAAGAACAGUAGAGAAGAAGCAUUACGCUUGGGUCUUCUAGAUGAGGAGGACCUCGCCAUCCAAGAGGCAAAGGCCAAGAAUCCGAAAGCUUUCAUUAAAAGAGAAGUUCCAGAAGUGAUGGUACAUGAAGUUACCAAGAUAUCAGGGAAUGCCUGCAGGAAGAGGCAAGCUCCUGAGCCUCCUUCCAGAGCCAAAUCACCAUCCUGGAACCCGCAUGAUAUAGAGAAUUAUUUGCUUCAGAACAACAUGGACGAAAACCUGCGGCUUGGUUUGAUAUCCAAAGAAGAUAUUGAAAUAUACGAAUGGAAAAGAGCUACGGCUGGCCCUGCACCAUCGCCAUGCCCUGUGAGCGGACACCGGCCCUAUCCUACCCCUUCCACAGGUAUGUCUCCCAUCUGCGACACCAGCUGGACCAGAGAAACCCUGCGGAAGAACAAGAUCGUCAGGGGCUCGUCCUCAUCCUCCCUGUCGGCCAGUCCAGUGCAGUCGACCCCGUCGUCGCCUCCGCAGGUCCACCCAUCCAGAGUUGCCCAGGACGCGACUACCCCCGAGGUAGCGCAGAUGGGACCAUCGUUGGAGGUUGUGAAGAGGUCCUCCUGUCCUUCGAAGGUAACGAGGAGUCCCCAGAAGGCUAGUCGCAUGGCACCGUGUCCCCCGGCCCGCCCUCCCAAUGCGCCACUUUCGGAAAGAGGCAUCGAUGUCCCGUCCUCGCCUGCUGCUCUAUAUCCUCCUCGACGACGUGCCCGAGCUCCUCCGCCCCCGGGUAUAUCUGCAAUAUCAGCCACUGCGAGUGCCGCCCCAUAUACCCCUGAUCGGAAAUUGCAGUCUGGUCACUUCGCCUUCAGAGGAUUCAAGCUUGGUCAGAAGGUCAACAAAGGCGUGGGCGGUAGUUUGCCCCUCAUCAGCCAAGCCGUUUCGGGACCUGGAAAGGAUGAGACGAGCCAACAAGGAAGCGCAGAGAUCUCGGAGACUCCGUCUGAAGCCAAACCAGAGAGCAAACUGGAGUCCAAGACUGAUGGUAAACAGGACUCGAAGGUCAAGAGACUUGGCCUUGACCGCAUUGGUGUCAAGCUUCCGGGAUUAGGCAAAGACGGUCCUCUGAAUAUAAGUAGAGCUACCACGCCAUCCGACCCUAAAGAUGACGUGGAAACUCCGACGAACAGUGGAGCACCAGAAAUCCCACAGGUCGAGGCUCCCAGUGCCAAGAGGGAGACUCCCUACAGAAAGCUGGCAAGACUUCUGGGCAGAGACAGUCCUGCAUCUUCUCCUCAGACCGAGGUCCCAGCGCACGCCCUCUUCCUGCGCGAGUCUGGCCCCGUAAAGGCUGACGAUUCGACAGACGACGAAAGAAAGGAGGCAUCAGGAAGAAACUAAGUGACAUGAGGUUGCGUCUAGGAUGGCUUCGUAGGAGAGGCGACUCUCAGGUCAGCGUACGCCCUCUUCCAGAGGAAGCCCAGGGAUGGGCUGAGAGCUUCCACAAUCUCAUGGCCUCAAAAUAUGGUCAGGCCCU
Molecule: messenger RNA, 3737 nt
Organism: Macrobrachium nipponense
Lineage: Eukaryota; Metazoa; Arthropoda; Malacostraca; Decapoda; Palaemonidae
Exons: 11
Coding region: 176-3601 (1141 amino acids)
Source: RefSeq, a predicted model, not a curated record